Molecule: messenger RNA, 1920 nt
Organism: Talaromyces marneffei
Lineage: Eukaryota; Fungi; Ascomycota; Eurotiomycetes; Eurotiales; Trichocomaceae
Exons: 5
Coding region: 1-1920 (639 amino acids)
Biological process (GO): transmembrane transport
Cellular component (GO): membrane
Molecular function (GO): myo-inositol:proton symporter activity
Source: RefSeq, a predicted model, not a curated record
AUGUCGGACACAGGUCCUCAUGACGGGGUCCAUGGUGUUGAAACCGCACCAUACGCGCUUGAUUCGGGAGUGAAGUCCGCGAAUGCGGAGAAGAUUGCUGAGAGCUCCGCUGCAUCUGAUUCCGAGCAGGGUCAUAUCGAGAGAGUCAACUUGAACAACAAUGUUUCUGCCAAGAUUAAGAACCCUCUCGCCGACUUCACUCCUCACCAGGUCAUCCGCGAUGUCAAUGAGUUCGCUACGGCUCAUGCCUUGACUGACAUCACCCCAGUCUUGGAGCGAGGCGCUCUCGUCGCGCGUGACCCGGCCAACUACGCCAGCGUCGAAGGCUUGACUGAGGACGAAUCUCUAGCCAUUCAGAACGAAGUCCUCCACAAGUGGAAGCAGCCCGCGGCCCUUUACUUUACCAUUAUUCUUUGCUCAAUUGGUGCUGCCGUUCAAGGUUGGGAUCAGGAGGGCUCCAACGGAGCCAACUUGUCGUUCCCUGAUGCUCUCGGAAUCCCGGAAUCAGGCCCUAAUGCCUCCCGUAACCAGUGGCUUGUGGGCGUUGUCAACGCUGCCCCAUACAUUGGCGCUGCCGGUAUUGGGUGCUGGCUCUCCGACCCCAUGAACCGUCUUCUCGCUCGUCGUGGCACCAUCUUCGUCUCUGCUAUCUUUUGUGUCCUCGCUCCUAUCGGUGGCGCUGUCGCCCAGACCUGGCCUCAACUCUUCAUCACUCGUAUCCUUCUUGGAAUCGGCAUGGGCUUGAAAGCCUCCACUAUCCCAAUCUUCUGCGCAGAGAAUACACCCGCUAGUAUCCGAGGUGGUCUUGUCAUGUCAUGGCAGCUCUGGACUGCGUUUGGUAUCUUCCUCGGUUGCAGCGCCAACUUGGCUGUGAUGAACACUGGAGAUAUCUCGUGGCGUCUGCAGUUGGGUUCUGCGUUUAUUCCCGCCAUUCCCUUGCUUGUUGGUGUCUACUUCUGCCCCGAGUCUCCUCGUUGGCACAUUCGCAACGGCAAUAUGCGCAAAGCAUAUGAGUCUUUGCUUCGUCUCCGUAACCAUGAAAUCCAAGCUGCGCGUGACCUUUAUUACAUCUACGCUCAAAUUCAGGUUGAAAAAGAAAUCAUCGGCACAAGCAACUACAUCACCCGCGCGAUUGAAUUGUUCACCAUCCCUCGUGUCCGUCGUGCCACUCUGGCUUCCUUCGUGGUCAUGAUAGCCCAACAGAUGUGCGGUAUUAACAUUGUCGCUUUCUACUCAUCGUCUAUUUUCAGCCACGCAGGCGCCAGCGCCACGUCCUCCAACUGGGCCUCUUGGGGUUUCGGUCUCGUCAACUUCGUCUUUGCAUUCCCCGCCAUUUUCACUAUUGACACAUAUGGUCGUCGUGCAUUGCUUUUGUUCACAUUCCCCAACAUGGCCUGGACCCUUCUUACCGCUGGUUUGUGUUUCUUGUUACCGGAUGGCAGUACCAAGCAAUUGGCCUGCGUGUCUCUGUUUGUGUACCUGUUUGCCGCCUUCUACUCUCCCGGUGAAGGCCCAGUUCCAUUCACAUACUCGGCCGAAGUCUUCCCUCUCUCGCAUCGUGAGGUCGGUAUGUCCUGGGCUGUGGCUACCUGUUUGGGUUGGGCAGCCGUCCUGUCCAUCACUUUCCCUCGUAUGCUCAACGCCAUGACCCCUACUGGCGCCUUUGGUUUCUACGCGGGUCUUAAUGUCACUGCUCUAGUAAUGAUCUUCCUCUGGAUGCCCGAAACCAAGCAGCGCACUUUGGAGGAGUUAGAUUACAUUUUCGCUGUGCCCACUCGUCGCCACAUGAACUACCAGAUCAACACUGCGCUUCCGUACUGGUUCAAACGCUACAUUUUGCGCCAGAACGUCAAGCUCGAGCCACUAUACCACUUUGACCAUGUUGCUGGUGCUGAGGAGGUUGUGGAGGCGACCAAGUAG